This is a messenger RNA of Suncus etruscus (white-toothed pygmy shrew), 1569 nucleotides long. RefSeq names its product ring finger protein 130 (gene RNF130). NCBI's taxonomy places the organism in Eukaryota, Metazoa, Chordata, Mammalia, Eulipotyphla, Soricidae. The coding region runs from base 35 to 1303 and encodes 422 amino acids. The transcript has 9 exons. The record is from RefSeq and is a predicted model, not a curated record.
GCCGGGGAAGCCUGGUCGGGCGGCCGGAGCGACGAUGAGCGGCUCGGCGCGGGCGGGCCCGGCCCGGCUGGCCGCGCUGGCGCUGCUGGCCUGCUGCGGCGUGUGGGCGCGGGCGCGGGCGGACAACGCGAGCCAGGAGUACUACACGGCGCUCAUCAACGUGACGGUGCAGGAGCCGGGCCGCGCCGCGCCGCUCACCUUCCGCGUCGACCGCGGGCGCUACGGGCUCGACUCGCCCAAGGCCGAGGUCCGCGGGCAGGUGCUGGCGCCGCUGCCCGUGCACGGAGUGGCUGAUAACCUUGGCUGUGACCCUCAGACGCGGUUCCUUGUCCCUCCGAACAUCAAACAGUGGAUUGCCUUGCUUCAGAGGGGAAACUGCACCUUCAAAGAGAAAAUAUCCCGGGCUGCUUUCCACCAUGCUGUGGCAGUAGUCAUCUACAACAACAAAUCCAAGGAGGAGCCAGUCACAAUGACUCAUCCAGGUACGGGGGACAUCAUUGCUGUGAUGAUCACAGAACUGCGAGGAAAGGACAUUUUGAGUUACCUGGAGAAGAAUGUCUCAGUGCACAUGACCAUAGCCGUAGGCUCACGGAUGCCACCCAAGAACUUCAGCCGUGGCUCGUUGGUCUUUGUGUCCAUAUCUUUCAUCGUGCUCAUGAUCAUCUCCUCCGCUUGGCUUAUUUUCUACUUCAUCCAGAAGAUUAGAUACACAAAUGCCCGGGACAGGAACCAGCGUCGCCUGGGAGAUGCUGCCAAGAAAGCCAUUGGCAAGUUGACUACCAGGACUGUGAAAAAAGGUGAUAAGGAGACAGAUCCAGACUUUGAUCACUGCGCCGUGUGUAUUGAGAGCUACAAGCAGAAUGAUGUUGUCCGGAUCCUGCCCUGCAAGCAUGUGUUCCACAAAUCCUGUGUGGAUCCUUGGCUUAGUGAACACUGCACCUGCCCAAUGUGUAAAUUGAACAUUCUGAAGGCGCUGGGCAUCGUGCCGAACCUCCCGUGCACAGAGAAUGUGGCGCUAGAUGUGGAACGCCUCACACGCACACAAGCUGUGAUCCGGCGUGUGGCCCCGGGUGAGCUGACCAGCAGUGACAAUUCCCUGGGUCUGGAGCCAUUGAGGACGGCGGGGAUGUCACCCCUUCCCCAGGAUGGGGAGCUGACACCCCGUACUGGAGAGAUCAACAUUGCGGUCACGAAAGAGUGGUUCAUUAUUGCCAGUUUUGGCCUCCUCAGUGCCCUCACACUCUGCUACAUGAUCAUCAGAGCUACUGCUAGCUUGAAUGCCAAUGAGGUAGAAUGGUUUUGAAGAAGACAAAAACCAAAAACAAAAGCAAAACAAAAAAAAUACACACACACCAAAAAACAAAACAAAACAAAAAACACCAAACAAACUGCUUUUCUGACUGAUUGCCUUGAAGGAAAAACAAAAAGAGAACCUAUUUUUAUGCAUCAUUUACCGAUCAUGCCUCACAAGCGUUUAUUUUUAGAACGUUUUCUUUUUCAUAAACUUGCUAAUGCCCAAAGCUUUGUAUUAAAAGAAAGAAAUAAUAAAAAGUAAAAAAAAAAAAAAAA